This is a messenger RNA of Saccostrea cuccullata (small rock oyster), 1092 nucleotides long. RefSeq names its product hemicentin-1-like. Bases 33 to 971 code for a protein of 312 amino acids. NCBI's taxonomy places the organism in Eukaryota, Metazoa, Mollusca, Bivalvia, Ostreida, Ostreidae. The record is from RefSeq and is a predicted model, not a curated record. The transcript is spliced from 6 exons.
UGUACACAGCAACAAACACAGGAUAUUUUGUUAUGUGCGCUUUUCUAACAUUAUCUUUUAGCUAUUGUCUUAAUACUACCACGGAAUGUUUAACACCCAAGUAUGAAUAUGUGAGUGGAAAGAAACUUUCAGACUUUCCAUUCAAGCUUUUUUAUAAGAUAGGUCUGAAUUCGUGUUACAAGGAAUGCCAGGCUCAUGGGGGUUGUCUUUCAGCUAACUUUGACCGAAAACAUUUAACAUGCCAAUUGUUCAGUGUUAAGAAAAGUGACACCAAGCUGUUAAUAGACGAUAUGGAUUUUGUUCAUGUGGAGUUACCAGACACUUCGGAUGGAAGAAAAAUUUGCGGCGAAGUUUCAUGCAACAACUAUUCAACUCGUGUAGUUACAACUUUUAAUAAAAGCAUGUGCAUUAAAACAGACUGUGCAGAACCUAUGCCAACGUUGACAAAUGGCAAGGCAAUUAUUCGGACGAAUAAUCCAAUAUCGGCAACGUUCGGCUGCAACAUUGGAUUCACCGGUGUUGGUUCUAAAAACACCAUUCAUUGCUCUCCAGGGGGAAGAUGGACAUUAUUAUCUUACAGAUGUGAGCCACCAAUUCACGGUAACUGGGGCAGUUGGAGUGGAUGGAAUUCGUGUUCUAGGACGUGUGGAGGUGGAACAAAAUCCCGAUCAAGGAGCUGUAAUAAUCCAAGUCCCAUGUACGGAGGAAACUACUGUAGUGGAAGUUCAAUAGACACUGCAUCGUGCAACACGAACAGUUGUCCGAUUGACGGAGGUUGGGGGUCUUGGGGAGGAUGGUCUUCAUGCUCGAAAACCUGUGAUACUGGAAGUAAGUCUAGGAGUAGAAGUUGUAACAAUCCUUACCCCCAGUACGGCGGAGCAGGCUGCAGCGGCACAUCACAGGAGAGUAAGAGCUGUCAAAUAGAGGAAUGCGGAUGGUGGGGGAAAAGAAGAAAGAGAAAUACGGUCUAGGACUUGAUAUUCACGACGAUGAACGUCUUUUCAUUAUGCUUUAUAUGUACACAAAGCGUCAAGCUGACUGUGCAACUUUAUGAAUUUUUCACUUAACUUUGGAAAGUAAAACAUUUUGUGU